This is a messenger RNA of Humulus lupulus (European hop), 864 nucleotides long. RefSeq lists its product as uncharacterized. The record is from RefSeq and is a predicted model, not a curated record. Bases 164 to 622 code for a protein of 152 amino acids. Lineage: Eukaryota; Viridiplantae; Streptophyta; Magnoliopsida; Rosales; Cannabaceae. The transcript has 4 exons.
AAGGAUAAGAUCAAAGAAACUUUGAAAAAUGAAAAGAAUAUACAAAGGGUCCCUCCCACUAGCCACUACCACCACCACAAUAAAGAUAGCUUCUGAACGAGUUUGAAGGAAUAUACAGAUUAAUAUUGUGUUUGGAUUAAACCAACUUUCGGAAUUUAAUCAGAUGGGUUCUCUUAUGUCCGGAUGGGACUCACCCAUUUUCGCAUCAAAAUCAGGUAAUAACAAUUAUAAGCGAAAUAAGUCACUUACCAAAGAGGAGAUUGAAGCUUAUUGGAGAUUAAAGCAGAAAACAGUUGAAGAACAUCUUCAACACAUUACUAGCCUCUCAGACACCAACAAACAAGAUCAGGAAAUUAGUAAAGUUGAUGAUGAGGAGAAAUACUGUGGUAAAAUGUAUCAGAGAUCAAGAUCUUUACCUCUAGACAAUAGAAAGGAGAGUGGUGAUGAGACAAGCAUUGAAAAUCUUAUCAAGAAAAACGGCUGGUGGACUAAGAGUAACUGGGCCUUCCUUAAUGAGCCACCCAUAGCUGAAGCUGCUUCCAACACCUAUGUAUCACAGUUCCAUGUGGCUAGUUUGGCUCCCUCUAAAUCACAGUCUCGUCAUGGAAUCGCAACUAACUAAUUAAAGACUUCUCCAUCCUCAUCAAUAUUAUUCCUAAUAAUCCUCUGUACAUACAUAUAAUUAUAUUUAUUAUAUGGUCGAUAAAUGUCGGUGUGGAGCUCUAAGCUACGGAAACUUAUUAAUAAUUAUAUAUAUAUAUAUGUGUGUAUAUAUAUUUGGGUGUUGUUUUACAAAGAGUGUGAUUGAAUUAGUAUGAUGUAAAUAUGUGUUCCGAAUAAUAUUCGUGAUUAAUUAUGCUACGA